UUUUCCUGAAUAUAUUUUGGGGGAUACAAUUAUAUUAAUUUUCUUUAGCCAAUUGCUGUAAAGAAACUGGAGCCGCGCUGUGUAAGAGAUGGGGAAAAUACGUCAGAGAAAUUACGUAUCUGCGUUUGUAACCCAAUAGAAUAAGGGGAAUCAUAUGCAAAUGAGAUAGGAAUAGGAAGUGAAUUCCGAGAUGUCAGUCUAGCGGUAGCUACAUGUUAAUGCAUGUCCAUCGACAGGGAGGGAAAUAAUAGAAAAGACGGACCGUAAAUUAUUUCGAGAUAAAUAUAGAAACAUCCCUAUGGAAAGACACGGAUUCAGACACAAAGGAGAAAAGGAAAAGACUGGACACGGUGUAGGAGAGGACGGUAACGAGAUUUGACCACGUCACUGUGACUCUGUCACUGCACAAAUAAAGGCUGUUGGACAGAGUGGAUCAUCUUUUUAUUGAAUUUAAACCUAAAUUAGGCACAAUGGCCACCCAAGACUCGGGCUACUAUGACUACACCAUCGUCGCCCCGGAGAUGCCGGCCAUGUUCGACGGCAUGAAGCUGGCAGCGGUCGCCACGGUGCUGUAUGUCAUCGUCCGCUGCCUGAACCUCAAGAGUCCCACCGCCGCUCCUGACAUCACCUACCAGGACACGCCCCUGAACCGCUUCCUGCUCAAGUCCUGCCCCAUCCUGACCAAAGAGUACAUUCCGCCCCUGCUGUGGGGUAAAAGUGGCCACCUACAGACAGCACUGUAUGGCAAGAUGGGGCGUGUGAGCUGCCCUCACCCCAUAGGCCUCAGGAAGUACUUACCCAUGCAGGAUGGGGCCACCGCCACCUUUGACCUCUUCGAGCCCAUGGGGGACCACCGGACAGGAGAUGACGUCACCAUGGUGAUAUGCCCGGGGAUCGGUAACCAUAGCGAGAAGCACUACAUCCGCACCUUUGUGGGUCACUCUCAGAAGGAAGGUUACAGGUGUGCUGUGCUCAAUCACCUGGGUGCUCUGCCCAACAUCGAGCUCACCUCACCUCGCAUGUUCACCUACGGUUGCACGUGGGAGUUUGCGUCCAUGGUGGGUUACAUCAAGAAGAUGUUCCCUCACACCCACCUCAUAGUGGUGGGCUUCAGCCUCGGAGGCAACAUCGUGUGCAAGUUCCUGGGAGAGAACCGGACCAAUCAGGAGAGAGUGCUGUGCUGCGUCAGCGUCUGCCAGGGAUACAGUGCACUCAGGGCCCAGGAGACGUUCCUACAGUGGGACCAGUGCAGACGCUUCUACAACUUCCUCAUGGCCGACAACAUGAAGAAGAUCAUCCUUUCACACAGGGGCAGUCUGUUUGGAAGUGCAACGAAGAUGGAGGAUGCAGACCUGAGCCGGCUCUACACGGCCACCUCCCUCAUGCAGAUCGAUGAAACCAUCAUGAGGAAGUUCCACGGGCACAACUCCCUCAAAGAAUACUACGAGAAGGAGAGCUGUGUGCAUUAUAUUCACAAUGUUGACGUGCCACUUCUGUUGGUCAACUCUGCAGACGAUCCUCUGGUGCACGGGUCUCUGCUCACCAUCCCUCGCACACUGGCAGAGAAGAAGCAGAAUGUCAUCUUCGCCCUGACACUGCACGGGGGGCACCUGGGCUUCUUUGAGGGGGCCGUGCUCGUCCCCCAGCCCCUCACCUGGAUGGACAAAGUGAUCGUGGGUUACGCCAACGCCAUGUGCCAAUGGGAAAAACAGAAACCGCCAUGCCAAAAAAGCGGGAACCUGAAUACAUCCUGUCCUGAAGAGAAGGCAGCGUAAACUUUAACUUCCUGAACUCCUCUCUCGCUCACCUCUGACCCUCCCCUCCCCACUCACUGAGGAGAAACUUUAACCAAACUUGAACUACUACUCUCUCUCUCUCCUCUCACGCCUCUUCUCGGGCUACUGUCUCAACCCUCUCCUCCUCCUCCUGGGUACCCCUAUUCCCUCAGCCUCUACUCCUCCUGCUGCCCCCCUCUAACCAAAACCACCUUACACGUGAAGGAACUAAAACGACUAAAUGCCUUUGUGCUUUGUCUCUGAGGGGAACUAGUGGAGUGGAGAGGAACAACUACUUCUGUCCUUACGUAUACAUUACCAAGAGAGAUCCCUGAGAUCCAACCAUGGAGACUUUGACCAAAUAUUCACUUUAAAAAAGGGAUAAAACAAACUGGCAUCCGACAAGUAGAGAAAAAGAGAGGGAGAGAGAGUGACAUGGUAGAUGUGUAGUCGUAGAGAAAACGAGCACAGAAGAAACCUCCUAGUACUAUCUCUGAGGGCUAAUGAAGCUGCAGUGACUGUACGCUACAGUGCGCUCACUGCUGACGACUGCCAUGGCUUUAGCCUAGUUUGCCGACUUAAACCAACACAGCCUCUUUAUACAAUGUAUGUUACUCGCAAAUAAUGUAUAAAAAGCCAGUUUAGUUUAGCAGGCCGUGUGUGCUGAGAAGGAGAGCUGCGGGAUAGCUCUGUUAGUAUGUGACCUUUUCUAUGAGGUUGAUCUGAUUCUCUGUUCUGUCUGUUUUAGUCCUAAAUAUGUUUUCUUGGUGAAUAGCAGCCCUUUUUGGAAGGUAUACAAAUAUGGAAUAGUUUAUUAUUAUUAUUAUUAUUAUUAUUAUUAUUAUACAAUUAUUUUCAGAUCACGAGUCCCCCAUAAAAUGAGUAUCUAUUUCACACUUGAUUCCACGUAGAAUCAAGGGGUAUGUCUCACAAUGCACCCUAGUUCCUAUGGUGAAAUAUAGUGGACCUGGUCAAAAGUAGAGCACUACAAAGGGAAUAGGGUGCCUUUUGGGAUGCAUCCAAGAUCUCACUCGCCCCUCAGUGAUAUUAAGCAGUGGAGGUAGGUUUUUACCUAGCGGACCUGACCUGUGGUCAAUCUCAAUGAGAUCCAUGCACAUUCCUACUGUCUCGUUGUUCUAUCACUUUUAUUCAAUGCACUUUAUACGUUGUAUGUCACAUUUCUUUAUUCAACCGUUUUGUUAUUCUUUCUUUUAUGGGACUAGCGGAAGACAAAGGUUUAGAAACUGUUUUGUUUUGCGUAACGUUUAGUUCAGUGACACUAACGAACGGGAGGGAGAGAGGUUGAUAACUCUUCAAGUUAGACGGCCCAAAUGAUCCCCACGUUCACUAAACCCUACAGUCCACCUUCCCAGUAGAGGAUUUUUGUACUUAAAAAUAAGACUUUUUCCAAAAUCGUG
Messenger RNA from Oncorhynchus mykiss (rainbow trout), 3193 nucleotides. The record is from RefSeq and is a predicted model, not a curated record. Lineage: Eukaryota; Metazoa; Chordata; Actinopteri; Salmoniformes; Salmonidae.